AAAGAAACCACAUCCACUUAUUCCAAGCUAAACUUCCAAAGCCAUCCAUGGCCACUAUCUUCUCUCCUUCAGCCAUCCUCUCAUCCUCCUCUAACACCACCCCAUCCUCUCCAAAACCACCAUCCAAAUCCCAACUCACAAUUCCACCUCCAAAAACAGCCUUAACUAACUUAACCACAACUUUGACUGCCACAGCUCUAGCCACAACAAUUCUAACCACCUCAACACCACCUUCACUAGCUGCAGUCUCACCCUCAAAUUACUUCAUAUACUAUGGCACAGCUGCUAGUGCAGCCAAUUAUGGCGGUUAUGGCGGCAACUCGGACAAGAAAGCAUCAGCAGAGUACAUUUACGACGUCCCGGAUGGAUGGAAGGAGAGGCUAGUAUCCAAGGUUGAGAAGGGAACAAAUGGCACAGACAGCGAAUUCUACAAUCCCAAAAAGAAGCAGGAGAAGGAAUAUUUGACUUAUCUUGCCGGUUUUCGGCAACUGGCACCAAAAGAUGUUGUGCUGAACAACUUGGCUUUGUCAGAUGUUAGUCUGCAAGACCUUAUUGCUAGUGCAGAUAGUGUUACAUCAACUGAGAGGCAGGAUGGGAAUGGACAAGUGUAUUACGAUUAUGAAAUUCAGGGACUUGGGGCUCAUAGCUUGAUAUCAGUAACCUGUGCAAACAACAAGUUAUAUGCUCACUUUGUCAAUGCACCAGCACCAGAAUGGAAUAGGGACCAAGAUGCUUUAAGGCACCUUCACCAGUCAUUUAAAACAGUUGGAUAGAAAUAGUACAUCAGUGUGUCUUGCUAUUUGCAUAAUUUUGUCCAUGAGGAAAAGAAAGCUAGUUGAAGAAGUAAUAAAAGGUUUCUUGUGAAUGUUUUUUGAUGACUGAUUAUAUGUUUCUGUUUUGCUUCUGUUGGAUGGGUUGUUUUCCAUAUGAAGGUGUAACUAAAAUGGUUUCUUUGAGAGGAAAAUUGUGUUUCUGGAA
Molecule: messenger RNA, 978 nt
Organism: Coffea eugenioides
Lineage: Eukaryota; Viridiplantae; Streptophyta; Magnoliopsida; Gentianales; Rubiaceae
Product: thylakoid lumenal 19 kDa protein, chloroplastic
Exons: 1
Coding region: 48-773 (241 amino acids)
Source: RefSeq, a predicted model, not a curated record